This is a messenger RNA of Salarias fasciatus (jewelled blenny), 1841 nucleotides long. RefSeq names its product heat shock transcription factor 2 (gene hsf2). The transcript has 12 exons. NCBI's taxonomy places the organism in Eukaryota, Metazoa, Chordata, Actinopteri, Blenniiformes, Blenniidae. Gene Ontology annotation, molecular function: sequence-specific DNA binding; DNA-binding transcription factor activity. Gene Ontology annotation, biological process: regulation of DNA-templated transcription. The record is from RefSeq and is a predicted model, not a curated record. The coding region runs from base 127 to 1662 and encodes 511 amino acids.
UGUAAGCGUUGUAUUCAGAGCGGCCAGCGCUACACAACACAACACAACACUGCGCUACAAACUGCGCCGUGCGACACGAGAGGACCGCAGAGGAGCCGCGGACAGCAGCCAGCGCAGCGCGGGAAGAUGAAGCACAGCUCGAGCGUGCCCGCGUUCCUCACGAAGCUGUGGACGCUGGUGGAGGACGCCGACACGAGCGAGCUCAUCUGCUGGAGCCAGGAGGGGAACAGCUUCCUGGUCCUGGAUGAGCAGCGCUUCGCUAAAGAGAUCCUCCCAAAGUUCUUCAAGCACAACAACAUGGCCAGCUUCAUCCGGCAGCUCAACAUGUAUGGCUUCCGUAAGGUGAUGCAGAUUGACACCGGCAUGGUGAAGCAGGAGCGAGACGGUCCGGUGGAGUUCCAGCACCCCUACUUCAAACACGGACAGGAUGACCUGCUGGAAAACAUCAAGAGGAAGGUGUCCAACAGCCGUCCGGAGGACAGUAAGCUCCGGCAGGAGGACCUGACCAAGAUCCUGGCCACGGUUCAGAGCGUUCACAGCAAGCAGGAGAGCAUCGACGCCCGGCUGGCCACCCUGAAGAGAGAGAACGAGGGGCUGUGGAGGGAGAUCUCCGACCUGAGACAGAAACACUCCCACCAGCAGCAGCUCAUCAAGAAGCUGAUUCAGUUCAUCGUCACUCUGGUACAGAACAACCGCAUCCUCAACCUGAAACGCAAAAGGCCCAUCCUCAUGAAUAGCAACGGAAAGAAGCCCAAAUACAUUCAUCCCGUCUACGAUGACAAGGCGUCUGCCAGCAGCCUGCAGGGCGUCGGCUGCUCCGAGCUGUCGGAGGACGUCAUCAUCUGUAACCUGAGCGACGGCGAGGCGGCGGCGGCGGAGAUCACAGAGGAAUCCCCCCGAGCCUUCGACCUGAGCGACGCCGAGAUCGUGGAGGUGGAGGUGGGCGGCUGCACGCCGCCGCCGCCGCCGGCCGAGGCGGAGCCCGGCGCCAGGAGCACGGAGGAGGAGGACGGCGGCCAGAGGAGCGGCGCCGCGGAGGACCGGGCGCCCAGCGGCGCCCUGCAGCUCAACAAGGCCUCGGGCCUGAGCCUGGAAGACCCCAUGAAGAUGAUGGACUCCAUCCUGAGCGAGAACGGAGCCAUUUCUCAGAACAUCAACCUGCUGGGGAAGGUGGAGCUGAUGGACUACCUGGACAGUAUCGACUGCAGUCUGGAGGACUUUCAGGCCAUGCUGUACGGGAAACAGUUCAGCUCGGACUUCGACGUGGUGGAGGAGAGCAUUCCCUCCAGAGAAAACUCGGCAGCCCAGCUGAGCAGAGGCAGGACGGAGGAGGACAACACAGAUAAGCAGCUGAUCCAGUACACGUGCUGCCCCCUGCUGGCCCUGCUGGACGGCUGCACGACUCCCGCAGAGCUGGACGGUAGCGGCGGCGGCGGCUUUUCCUCCUCCUCCGCCCCGUCCAUGUCCGACCCGUCGGCCGGCGUGGAGGCGGAGCUGCCGGCGGAGCUGCUGGACGGCGGUCUGGAGGCCCGGCAGCCGGGCCGCAGCUCGCUGGUCCGCCUGGAGCCGCUGACGGAGGCGCAGGCCAGCGAGGAGACGCUCUUCUACCUGUGUGAACUGAGUCCGGCCGAGGCCGAGCCGGGCCAGCUGAGCAGAGUGUGACGCCGCUCCGCCCCGCCGCUGUUCCGGGCGGACGAAGAGAAGCUUCACUUUUCACAGAUUUUAUAUGAAAGACUUUGGCACUGCAGUGCAGCAGUUACUCUUGUUCUCGUCAAAUAUGCGAAUAAUUUAAUGUUGUGUGUGUCAGGCCUUCACCCCUUCACCCUGAAAUAAAUGUUCUC